Molecule: messenger RNA, 1245 nt
Organism: Manis javanica (Malayan pangolin)
Lineage: Eukaryota; Metazoa; Chordata; Mammalia; Pholidota; Manidae
Source: RefSeq, a predicted model, not a curated record
AUGGCUGUGCCCCUGGAUAGUGCGAUGCAGAACUUGAAUCAGGGCUCCGUGUUUCACGAGUAUGACACUGACCGUGAAGUCUCCCGCCAGCGCUUCAGACAGUUCCAGUAUAAAGAAGCAGCUGGGCCACGUGAUGCUUUCAAGAAACUCUGGGAACUUUGCCGACAGUGGCUGAAGCCAAAUUUAGGUUGUCUGGAACAAAUCUUGGAAGUGCUAGUGUUGGAGCAACUCAUGCAGAUUCUGCCCAUAGAGAUACAGAACUCCAUGAGGCCGUUUAGCAUGAAAAAUAGGGAAGCCGUUUUGGCACUGAUGGAAUUCUUACAGACACAAACUGACGUAUCAGAGCAGCAGGUGGAUAGGCAGGAAGUGCUCUUGGAAGAACUGGCACCGGUGGGAACGGCGCACAUACCACCAAACAUCCACCUGGAGUCACCCCCAGUCCAAGUGAUGGGACCUGCUCCAGAGGCGCCAGUGGCAGAGGCGUGCAUCACACAGGGAGGGCCGCAGGAGCUGAGCUAUGAUGCUGCUGGGGAAUGCCAGCCCUUUCUGGACCCAGGAUACUCAUGGCCGAACCUGGACCUGAGGCUCCCCGAAGGGCAUCAAGAAGAGCCGUGGGAGAUGGAAUUCCACGACCCCAAGGAAGGGAUGCCAGGGGUCCACGGCUCCGUGACAGAUGGAAAUGGGCCCAAUUCAUGCAAACACUCAGAAGAGCUGAAAAGUCCGUUGGGAACUCCCGCAGAGCAGCUGCCCUGGGAUAGCGCAGUGCCUGUGCAUGAUGAGAGCGCCUCUCUAGGAGAGGCAGCUGAAAGCUCCAGCAGGGAAGGGCCCCUCAGCCCCAGAUCCCAGAAGCAGGAAAGUCCCGGAGACCUCAUGAGGCAUCAUCAGGGUCACACAGAGGAGAUGCCUUUUGAAUGCAGUGUGUGUAAGACGCGAUUCAGGCAACGGUCAUACCUUGCAUUACACCUUAAAACUUAUUCUGGACAAGAAAGACACCAAUGUCAUGAGUGUAGCAUGAUUUUCUGUAGUAGAGUAAGUUUUAUAAGACACCUUGGAAUCCACACAGGUGGAAAACCCCAUAUAUGUCAAAGUUGUGGUAAAUGUUUUCGUCGACACCCAGAUCUUACUAUGCACCAGAUAACACACACUGAUGAGAGACCAUUCAUGUGCGAGUAUUGUGGGAAAAGCUAUAGGCAGAAAUCAAGCCUUCGGUUUCAUUUAAGAAACCACACAGGGAAGAAGCCAUAG